UGUCGCGAGUCGCAGGUAACAGCAAUCAGCACGAGCAAAACAGUUCGCCUCCUCCAUGAAAACCGCAUAAGUACGCGCCCCACUCUUCUCCAUUUCCACUCUCAUUAAUGCCCUCUCCCCCUGUCGGUUACGUACUCCCCCGAAAACCGAUGCAGAAACGACGCCCGUUGAUGACGACGACGGCGGCGGCGGCGGCAUAGAGCCGUUGCGGCCGCAUUCGAUUCCUCGGUCUUUAACCCCCUCCCCCUCCCUUAACGUUCCGUUCUCCGGGCAGCUGCGAGGUGCGCGUUCGAGACAGCUUCGGUCGUCCGGCGAGACGUUUCCGGCAGGUGGGUCGACCCGGAGGUGCGUCUUGGGGAGCGAGUCGAGCUGGGGUGGGGCUGCGAUCGAUUGAGCUGAUCGGCGGGGGGGCUUUCUCGGCGAGGUUCCCGGUUCGGAGGAGGCGGUCCGCGGAAGUUGACCCGGCUCUUCUCGGUUCAAAUUCGAGAAAAGGCGAGACAGCGAGAAAGGCAGGAAGCGCGAGGCGCUUGAACGGCUCAGUGGGCAUUUGCAGAAACAAAGCAGCUCCUCGUUUGGCGAAAGGGAGAUGAUGGGUGGGGCUCUCUGCAUCUUGUCUUCGGUCCUGCUUCUGGUGGUGGGCGCGGGCGUGUUGCGGGCGAAUGCCGACUUGGCCGGCGACAAGCAAGCCCUGCUCGAUUUCGCCGACAAUUUGCCGCACUCUCGGUACCUGAACUGGACCGAGAGUUCCCCCGUUUGCAGCAACUGGGUCGGAGUGACCUGCGACAAAGAUGGGUCCAGGGUGAUAGCCUUGAGGUUACCCGGCGUCGGAUUUCACGGCCCGAUUCCGGCCAACACGCUCGGCCGCCCGGAUUUGCAGAUCCUCAGCCUCCGGUCGAAUGCCAUAACCGGGAGUUUUCCGUCCGAUUUCGCCAACUUGAAGAACCUGUCGUAUCUCUAUCUUCAGUCCAACAAGUUCUCUGGCCCUUUGCCUUGGGACUUCUCUGUUUGGAAGAACUUGACUAUCUUGAAUCUUUCCAACAAUGCCUUCAAUGGAAGCAUCCCUUCUUCGCUCGCGACCUUGACCCAGCUAGAUGGCUUGAAUCUUGCCAGUAAUCUCCUUUCCGGCGAGAUUCCUGAUCUCCAGCUGCCGCAGCUGCAGCUGUUGAAUUUGUCCAACAAUAAUCUGCACGGCAGUGUCCCGAAGUCCCUCGAGAGAUUUCCUAGCUCGGUUUUUGCUGGAAAUGACCUUUCCUUUCCAAAUUCUACUCCUCAUCCUUCUCCUGUUAUUUCGCCUCCUUGUGAUCUUCAGCCAAGGUCCAAGACUCCUAGGAUGCUUAACGGCAUGGCGUUAUUAGCAAUCGUCAUCGCGGGUUGUCUCUUGGCACUUGCGUCUGUGGGCAUUCUCAUUUUCAUUCGUCGCUCGAAAAGGAAAGGCGAAGAAAUGUUUUCGGGAAAGUUGCCGAAGAUGAGAAUGUCGCCCGAGAAAGCUAUUUCGAGGAGCCAAGAUGCAAACAAUAGGCUGGUUUUCUUCGAGGGAUGCAAUUAUGCAUUUGAUCUGGAGGACUUAUUGAGGGCUUCUGCUGAAGUUCUUGGAAAGGGGACUUUCGGUAUAUCUUACAAGGCUAUCUUGGAGGAUGCAGUGACUGUAGUGGUGAAGAGGUUGAAGGAGGUUAGUGCUGGUAAGAGAGAAUUCGAGCAACAGAUGGAAAUUGUUGGGGGAAUUCGGCAUGAAAACGUUGUCGAGCUGAAAGCUUAUUACUACUCCAAAGAUGAGAAGCUGAUGGUGUAUGAUUACUACAGUCAGGGGAGCCUCUCUACCCUUUUACACGGUAAAUUAGGCGAGGAUAGGACCCCGCUAGACUGGGAUAGCAGAAUGAGAAUAGCCCUUGGAGCAGCUAGAGGCAUAGCUCGUGUACAUUUGGAGAACAAUGGGAGACUUGUUCACGGAAACGUCAAGUCAUCAAACAUCCUUAUCAACCCACAGCAGUAUGGCUGUGUUUCUGAUCUUGGCCUGGCUGCUGUAAUGAGUUCCCUAGCUCCACCCAUUUCCCGAGCUGCUGGUUAUCGAGCGCCAGAAGUGACAGACACUCGUAAAGCAGGACAGCCAUCGGAUGUCUACAGCUUUGGAGUCGUCUUGCUUGAACUGUUAACUGGAAAAUCUCCUGUUCACGCUACAGGCUACGGUGAAAUGGUGCACUUGGUGAGGUGGGUUCAUUCCGUGGUGCGAGAAGAGUGGACAGCUGAAGUAUUUGAUGUCGAGCUGAUGAGGUAUCCAAAUAUUGAGGAGGAAUUGGUGGAGAUGUUGCAGAUAGCAAUGGCCUGCGUCGUGAGGAUGCCGGAUCAGAGACCUAAGAUGGCUGACGUGGCGAAAAUGAUAGAGAAUGUCCGGUGUCUUGAAACCAAUAACCGGCCUUCCUCCGAAAAUAGAUCCGAAAGGUCAUCGCCAUUGCAACCAGCUGUUAGGUCGAGUCCCGCGCCCUCACAAUGAGCUCCUUUUCUUCAUCACUGUCAGUUAUAUUGGUAACUUAUGUUUUUAAACCUCAUUUCACUGGGUCCAUAUUCUUGUUAUUUACUCUUUUCUUGCCAAUCUUGCCCCUUCCCGUUCUCGGUGCAACAGAAUUUCUACCACUCAGCCUACUGCCUGAUACAUGUUAAGCCAAAACCGUGUUAUGCCUGCAUCUGUCCUUGAAAUCCUAAUGCCAGGUACAGGCAGUAAAAUAGAUGUUCUGCACAUAUUUGUGAUUCCAAGCAGCUGAUUUAUGCUCAUAUUUGUAAGAACCUCCGGUUCCUACUUUUUCAUCCUAGUUCCUUCUAAUGCUGCUGCACAUUUGUUAGGAUUGGGAUGAAUAAUUGUGGAAAGGGAUGUGAUGGAAAUGUGUACUUGGGAUUAAUCAGGUCGCGCAUGUUCUUCUUGAUCUUGUAAUUUAUCCGAGCUUUUCCAAUUCAGUGCGACCUCUAGAUCAUUA
Molecule: messenger RNA, 2966 nt
Organism: Eucalyptus grandis
Lineage: Eukaryota; Viridiplantae; Streptophyta; Magnoliopsida; Myrtales; Myrtaceae
Product: probable inactive receptor kinase At4g23740
Biological process (GO): protein phosphorylation
Molecular function (GO): protein kinase activity; protein binding; ATP binding
Source: RefSeq, a predicted model, not a curated record